Molecule: messenger RNA, 671 nt
Organism: Strongylocentrotus purpuratus (purple sea urchin)
Lineage: Eukaryota; Metazoa; Echinodermata; Echinoidea; Camarodonta; Strongylocentrotidae
Product: THAP domain-containing protein 4
Exons: 5
Coding region: 138-623 (161 amino acids)
Source: RefSeq, a predicted model, not a curated record
CUACGUUUCCGCGCUGACCUGGAAUAGGAGGUGACGUAUUGCAGUGUUAGCUAGAUCGAAACAAAAGACUGAGCGAGGCCGAGGAACACAUACACAUAGAUCUACACUUUAAAUUUGAAGCUGAAUUGAUCUUCAUCAUGUCUGCUCCUCUUCAUGAAGCUGUGAAGCAGCUCUCUUGGUUGCUAGGGACUUGGGAAUCAGAGACGGCUAAGGGAUUCUUUCCAACCAUCAAACCAUUUGAAUACAAAGAGACGUUGGAGUUCACUCAUGUUGGACAACCCUUGCUGAAUUUCAGUUUCAGUUCCUUUACUCCUGACAACGUGCCAAAGCACAGAGACAGUGGCUUCUUGAGGGUUAACAUCGGAACAAAUCAUGUUGCUUUUGUAUCUGCUCAGAAUGUAGGUAUUGUGGAGAUAGAAGAAGGCGAUGUGAACGGAACUGAACUUCAGUUAGAGUCUAAUGGUAUCCUACAUUCAUCAUUUGCCUCAUUGCCUCAUACUACCAAGAUUGCUCGGGCAUUCAAGCUGAUUGAUGAGUCCACCCUGGAACAGACAGUUUCUAUGGCAACUACUACUACUCCAGAAUUGAAACCACAUUUGAGUGUUCGCUACAAGAAAGUCUAGUCAACUUUCAAAUAGAGAGGAGAGUGCACUGCCAACUGAAGAAGAGAU